AUGACAGACGAGAAAAGGCUUUUCUCGGAAGCGCAUCAACUCCGAAGAAUUGCUUUCAUUGGAGUCUCAAUAUCUACAAUUGCCACUCUUUUAUGUGUCGUCUCAGUGCCGAUGUUUUACAAUUAUCUUCAACAAAUGCAAUCGAUGAUGCAAGGAGAGGUAAAUUUUUGUCGUCUUCGAUCGUCAAACAUUUGGAGAGAAGUCACACGAACUCAGGUGUUGGCUAAAGUGAACGGUGUGGUGCGAACGCGACGUCAAGCUGGGUAUGAAUCUGCCGGUGUUGAGGCCACUCAUCACUCGGCUCCUUCUGGAGGCUGCUGUGGCUGUGGAACCUCACCCCAAGGACCUCCUGGACCUCCCGGAACUGAUGGACUUGAUGGAGAUGAUGGUAAACCGGGAGAUAACGGAAAGGAUGGUCCCGAUGGUCCAGAGGCGACUGCUGCUCCGGCUCAUGAAUGGUGCUUUGAUUGUCCUGAUGGCCCGCCUGGUCCAGCUGGAAACGCUGGUCCAAAAGGUCCUCCUGGGUUGGCUGGUGAGCCUGGAAAAGACGCGGAUGGAGGAGUGCAAGGACCACCGGGACCACCCGGUCCUCCUGGACCUGCAGGAGAUGAUGGAGAGGCUGGAAACCCUGGACCUGAUGGAUUAAAGGGAGAGCUGCAAGAAGUGCCUGGACCUGAUGGGCCAGCAGGACCUCCAGGACCCGAUGGACAACCGGGAGCAGCUGGACCACCAGGUGAUGACGGAAAACCGGGAGAUGAGGGCCCGAUUGGGCCAGCGGGUGAUGCUGGUGCUGCAGGAAAAGACGGAAAUCCCGGUGCAAAGGGAGAGAAUGGACCCGAUGGAAGCAGAGGAGACUCUGGAGGUUGUGACCAUUGCCCACCGCCGAGAACCGCUCCUGGAUAC
Mesorhabditis belari is the source of this 903-nucleotide messenger RNA. NCBI's taxonomy places the organism in Eukaryota, Metazoa, Nematoda, Chromadorea, Rhabditida, Rhabditidae. The record is from the annotation of a GenBank genome assembly.